AUAACACUUAUAGUAGUGUCAGUAAAGCUUUGACUCUGACAGAGAGAGAGAGAGAGAGAGAGAGAGAGAGAGAGAUUUCUGAAUGAUUCCACAUGCUGAAUGAAUUCAGUGACACUCUCAGUGAACGGGACGCAGCGGCGCUUUUCUCUUCUCGGUUUGGGAAGGAAGGACUCACUACAGCCGGUGCAGCAUGUGAAAGUCCGACACAGGCGACUUUCUCCUCUUUUCUUUUUACACAUUUUGCAGCCAGUCUCUGAUCAUUAAGCAAUUCCACCUCAUUGCUUUCUUCACUGAAAUGCCGUCAUGCCCCGCGUGAAUGUCAGCUGGAUUAUUACGGUGCUCGCGGUGGAGCUCGCGACACUGUCCGCCGCGCACGCUCACAGCUGUCACGAGGUGAAAACGGCGUUUCAGGUGCGUCAGAUCGGCCAGCUCAAAUGGGUGCCGGAAACACCUGCCAUAGAUGUGGACCUGUCGAUAUGCAAGCACGCUGGGCCAUCAUGUUGUACGCGAAGAAUGGAAGAAAGCUACAGAGCAGCAGUCCUGAGAGACACCACCCAGAACAUCAGAUCAUACAGCUUUGAGCUGAAAUAUCUAAUUUCUGCACAUGCCGCUGCCUUUCAGGGUACACAGAUGCAUGCAUGGAUGGGAGAUACUAAGAAAGGAAUCGCAGGAUUAAAGAGACAUUGGAAAGGGGAUGUGGAGUCGCAGUCGGUGGAUAAGGUAUGUGGUCACUCUUCAAAUGCUUCUUCAACCACAGUCAGGACGUUUCCUCUGACUCCAGUCACCCCUCCACCUGCCAACAGCUCACAGGACGUUCCAGGAGCCGAUAAGAUCGGCAUGUUGGCGCACCUUCACAGUUCACUCCCUCUGAAAACCUCCAAGAGCGAUAGAGGUAGAACUCUGAAAAAGGUUGCACGGGAGUUUACAGAGUAUAUCUCCCGGUAUAAGUCUUUCUUCUCCAUACUUCCGGAGACGUUGUGCGAGGGAGAGAUGGGCGUCGACGAGCUCACGUGUUGGAGUGGAGAUGACGUAGUCAAAAGUUAUACUGCAAGAGUGGUGGGCAAUGGAGUUCGUGCUCAAAGUCAGAAUCCAGAAGUAAGAGUCAGAGGUGCUGACCCUGUGCUUAUGGAUGUCAAAAACAAACUCGAGCUCUUCAACACGGAAAUCCAAGAGAUCAUGCCUGGUGUGGGUCACAGGGAGUCCUGGAACGAGACAGGCAGUGGAGAGAGCAGUGGUGAAUGUGAUGAUGAGGACGGUUGUGAAGGUUCUGGAGAGUCUGUGGCAUCUCCCACUCUCACCAAAGCUGAUGUAUCCAAAAAAGCAGUGACGGUCUCCUUCCACGACUCGCCCAUCAUCCAGAAUACAUCUUCGUCAGAUGCUUCUCUUUCCAUGGCCAGCUUCAUCAUCAUCAUCCUCGCUCUGGGGCUGCACUGGCCCUUCAUCUGAAGGCCACAAGCGCAUACACACACAAUGAUCACAUGCACACACGGGUGAACAUCAUGAAGAAAUGUCAGGGUCUCAUUUCCCCCAAAAA
Molecule: messenger RNA, 1534 nt
Organism: Sinocyclocheilus grahami
Lineage: Eukaryota; Metazoa; Chordata; Actinopteri; Cypriniformes; Cyprinidae
Product: glypican-5-like
Exons: 9
Coding region: 304-1446 (380 amino acids)
Biological process (GO): regulation of protein localization to membrane; positive regulation of canonical Wnt signaling pathway; cell migration
Cellular component (GO): plasma membrane; cell surface; extracellular region
Source: RefSeq, a predicted model, not a curated record